Micromonas pusilla CCMP1545 is the source of this 3103-nucleotide messenger RNA. Its product is annotated as SWI/SNF and RSC chromatin remodeling complex protein. Lineage: Eukaryota; Viridiplantae; Chlorophyta; Mamiellophyceae; Mamiellales; Mamiellaceae. Gene Ontology annotation, molecular function: protein binding. The transcript is spliced from 2 exons. The record is from RefSeq and is a predicted model, not a curated record. Bases 1 to 2985 code for a protein of 994 amino acids.
AUGGCGCCGCCGCCGCGGAAGAUUAAGCUCCGGAACAAGGACUUCUUCGAGAGCGAUGAGUACCUCCGCAAGCUCGAGGGCGUGACGUCCCGCCUCGCGGGCGCGUUCCCCGGUCAGGACCCGACGUCGCGCGAGGACGUCGCGAAGACGAUCAUGGAGAUCCUCCAGGGGCACGAGGACACCCUCGGCGCGUCCUCCCCGACGCCGCGGCCGAUGAUGAAGCUCCCGGCGCGGUGCUUCCGCGACCUCGCCCCGGGCGGCGCCCUGUUCGUCAUCCUGAAGCGGUGCUUAAGGCGGAAGCACGAGGGACGGUGGCGGCGGUUCGACUGGCAGAGCGAGCACAAGAGACGAGAGUUCGUCGGGAUGAUGGUCGAGUGCGAAGACGACCUGCGCGCCAAGGGGCUCCUCGGUCACGCGAAGAUCCACGUGUCGUCGGACGUCCCGGCGGAGAAGCGCGCGGAGUUGACGCGCGCGAUCGCGGCGUGCGGCGCGGUCGCCGCGGUGUCGCAGUACGAAGACGGUGUCACUCACGUCGUCCACGAGGAAGACAUCGCCGCCGCCGCCGCCGCGGCGGCGGCGACGAGCGACGUGCUCGUCCUCGGCGUCCUCGGAAAGGAAGCGCACGUGCACUACAAGCGCCACCCGGGGAGUUACGACGCGUGGAUAUCGCUGUCGAGCGCGCAGGCGAACGCGGCGGUGGGGUCGAACUUGACGUCGCCGCCGCCGGAUGAGUUCGAAGACGACCCGAACCUUCGGCUGGGGCUCUCGCGACGCGCGGAGCCCGCGAAGCAUGUCAUCGCCGCGUGGUUGUUAGACAGCGCGCGGUUCAACGAGUACUGCGAGGAGAGCGAUUACGCGUGGGAGGACCCCGCGGUGCGCGCGAUGCGCGCGAUGCGCGAGGCGGCGGAGGCGGCGACGCGGAACGCGAUGGACGCAGUCGCCGCCGCCGCGUCCGCGGGCGCCGCGGAAGCCGCGGGGCCCGGCGCCGGGGCUUCGCCGAGCGUCCUCGGGGAGAAGCGCCCCGCGGUCGACGACGCGGCGGGGACGAACGAGGAGACGACGGCCGCGAAGAAGAGGGCGUUCGCGCCGAAGAGCGAGGGCGGGGAGACGCUGGCCAGCGCGAGGCUCGCGGAGCGAUUAGGCGCGAACGUCGUUCGGAGACAACUCACGACGCCGCACGCGUGCGUGGACGACGCCGCGGCCGCGAGCGCGGGGACGCCGCGCGAUCCACCCGGGGAACCCGUGGUCGGGUACCACGGGUACGUCAGCGUGGGGGGCGUGAUGAUGAAGCCGCCGAGAGGGUCGACGAUGGAGAACAUCUCGAGGGGGCAGACGCCGGCGGCGAGAGACGCCGCCGCCGCGGUGGAAGCGUUCGCGAAGACGGCGACGACGUCCAAGCUCGCGGAGGCGGAGACGACGAUAGAGACGGGGACGGGAACCGAGGUGCGGUAUCCGAUCCCCGAGCACUCGGGGUGGUUCGCGUGGGGGCGGGACGAAGUGAGCGAUUUCGAGAAGGACGCGCUGCCGGAAUUUUUCGGCGGCGACGGCGGCGGCGGCGGCGGCGGCGGCGCGAGGGAGACGUACUUGAAGAUUCGAUCGACCGCGAUGGCGCGGUUCAACGCGCUGCUCUCGUCGGACGGCGCGAGCGCGCGGUUGUCGUUCGCCGCGGCGCGGAAAGGGUUAACGUGCGACGUCGACGCGUGCCAACGCGCGUACGAAUUUUUUAACCGCUGGGGGCUGAUCAACUGGUCCCCGGACGCGGCGGCGACGGCCGCGACGCCGGCGGAGGUCGAACCCGGCACCAACACCGCCGCGGCGGCGGUGCUGUACCGCUUCGACUACCGCGCGAAGCGCCGAGACGGCGGCGGCGGCGGCGGCGACGACGCGGCGGCGGGGGGGCGCGUCUGCGUCGGAUGCGAUCGCGCGCUCGGCGGCGUGGGGAGAGUCUACUACCGCUGCGCGGAUCCGCCCAAGGGCGUGGUGGUUCCUGGCGGCGGCGGCGACGGCGGCGGCGACGGGCCGAUCGACGCGUGCGUGAAGUGUUUCACCGGCGGCGUCCUCCCCGACGGCGUCUCCGGCGCGUCGUUCGUCAGGAGGACGUCCACGAAGGAGUCGGAGAAGGAGGACGAGAAGGAGGCUGAAGAACGCGCCGGCGGCGCGGGGGGCGACGCCGACAAGGAGAACGGCGACAAGGAGAACGACGCGGAGAAAGAGGCGUUCAUGUGGAGCGACCAAGAGACGCUGCUGAUGUUGGAAGGGUUGGAGACGCACGGCGAGAACUGGAGCGACGUCGCCGCGCACGUCGGGUCGAAGACGGUCGAGGAGUGCGUCCGAAGGUUCGUUCGCUUACCGAUCGAGGACGCGUUCAUCGACGACCUUCAGAAGACCAAGUCGGGUUGCGGAGGCGGCGGCGGCGACGACGACGCGGUCCAUCGCCCGUUCGAGCGCGCGCCGAACCCGGUGAUGGCGAGCGUGUCGUUUCUCGCCGCGUGCGCGGGGCCGCGCGUCGCCGCCGCCGCCGCUCAAGCCGCGCUGGCGUCGCUCGACGACGAAGAGGACGCUCCGACCGCUCCGACGACCGCGACGACGGACGUCGACGGCGCGGAUGACGGAGAAAAGAAACCACCCGCGCCGACCGACCCGCACUCCCUCGGCCCGCCGCCGCCGGUGACGGAGGAUCGAUGCCGCGCCGCCGCCGCCGCUGGCGUCGCCGCCGCGGCGAAGCGCGCGAAGCAACUCGCGGAUCAAGAAGCGCGCGAGAUUCAAAAGCUCGUCGUCGUCAUCACGGAGAACCAGACGAGGAAAGUCGAGCUCAAGCUUCGAUUCUUCGAGGACCUCGAGGCGGGGCUGAACCGCGAGCGCGAGCAGCUCGAGCGCCUGAAGCGGCACAUCGCGGGCGAGAGGGCGGCGAGCGCGAAGUUGAAGCGGGAGCGGGAGGAAGCCGAAGCCGCGGCGGCGAAGACGGACGAGCCCGCCGCGGCGUGACGUGACGACGCGCGCGGCGGUUCGCGACGGACGGACGCGCGUUCUAAUAAAUUCGUCUACUGUGCGCUUAAGGUUACGUAGCCUCUAGGGUUGACUAUCUAUUGACGCGUCCCCCCUA